This is a messenger RNA of Prunus mume (Japanese apricot), 1926 nucleotides long. RefSeq lists its product as uncharacterized. Lineage: Eukaryota; Viridiplantae; Streptophyta; Magnoliopsida; Rosales; Rosaceae. The record is from RefSeq and is a predicted model, not a curated record.
AUGGUUCCUCCAGCUUGUCUUCUGGGCCCACCGGAGCUCCACCUUGACCACCCCAUUUCCACCAUCAUCAAACCCCAUGAAGAAAACCCCCCACUGGUUAAAGGCCGGACUUUUUCUUCAAACCCACCCUUAAACCCCUGCCUUGAAUUCUUCUUCAAGGCCACCAUAUACUCUGGUAAAUCCCGAGAAAACCCUGAUGAAGCAAAGGCAUGGGACCGUGAUCCUCUCACAACUCUCAAGCUUAUAUUUUGCCUGAGAAUGGCGGGGAGGCCCAACAAAGAAGCCUUUUACAAAUCCCUCGUGUGGCUCCACAAAAACCACCCUCUAACCUUGGCCUUGAAUCUCAAGGUUUUUGUGGAAUUGGGUUGGUUCAAAGAUCUAUUGGAGAUUCUUUAUAGGGUUUUGCAGAUACCCAUAGAUGAAGCAAAAAAGGAGGAGGAAGAGAGACAAAAACUUAGGAAUAGCUAUUGCUAUUGGCCCCGCUAUUGGUGCAUAGAUGAAGCAAAGGAAAAGGAGGAGAAAGAGAAGGAAGAGAUCAAACCAGUCACAGAUGUCAGAGAAGUUCGCAUUGCAAGAGCGAAGAGCGCCGUUGAUAGGUACCAAAACGACCCCGAAUAUCGGUUGUUGCACGAUAUUGUAUCCGAGGUGUUUGUGGAAAUACUGACAUCAGAUUUAUUGUCUUUGGAGUCCGGUGAGAUUGAAAAAAUCAGCUCUGUUGCCAAAUUAUGUCCUUCGAUUGAUUCGUCUUACGACAGAGAAACUUUGAUAUGUGAAAACAUAGCAAAGAGAAUGUUUCCACGCCAUAAUUUUGAAGAGUACAAAGAUGUUGAAGAAGCUCAUUAUUCUUAUAGGGUCCGUGAUCGAUUGAGGAAACAAGUACUUAGCCCCCUGCGCAAGGCAUUGGAGUGCUCAACGGCUGCGAAACAGAACAACAAGUCAUCAUCAUCAUUCAAGAACCGCAAGGCGCUGAUUGCUUUGGAAAUCUACAGGAAGAUCAUUGGUUGUGGUGUUGGUGGAGGCUAUGAUGAAAGCAAAUUGUCAUUCGACAUUUGCAUGAAGCUUGUGGACAUGCUAUUACGAAAGAAAACUAUUUUCAACAUGUGCUUUGGUGACCAGCUAAAUCUUCCUCACCAGGUGGUGGCCUCAUUGGAGAAGGAAUGUGGCGGCUGCGAUGAUGAGAUUGCAGAGCUUCAAUGGCGGAGAUUAGUCCACGAGUUGCAGAACACAGGGAAGCUCAGGAAUUGUAUUGCAGUGUGUGAUCUCCCGGAGAGCAAGAGAGGGACAUUGAAGGAGAUGGUUUGCAUUUCAAUGGGGUUGUUGGUUUCGGAGCUCAGCGAAAAACCAUGGCAAGGUUCUGUUUUCUCGUUCAGCGAUUUCCCAAGGCUGCACAAAAUUGAAGGAGACAAUCUUAAGUCCAAAUGUGAGUUCAUGAGACAGAUAGAGUGUGCUGAGCAGGUGGAUUUUUCAAAGAUUUUCAAUCAAGUUCUACAGAUUGCCAUCGCUGAGGGUAAUGCCAAGGUUCCUAGAAGGAUUUUUGUGUUCACAUACAGGGAUUUUGAGAAGGCCUCUAAGAACAAUUGGGUGCGGGAUUUCAAGGAGGCCUUGGAUAAUUACAGAAAGAGAGGGUAUUUUAAUGUGCCACAUUUGAUGUUCUGGAAUCUUAAUAACCCAAUUGCUGAGCCUGAGGAGAUUGGUAGGCCUGUGAAGAAUCACAAUGUAGGGACUAAACUCACUGGGUUUUCCAACAAUCUGCUCAGUCUUUUCUUCAAAGGCGAGAUUGAUUCGAGAACAUAUGCAGGUCAGGUACAUGGUGCUUUUGGUGGGAUUGAUGUACUGUCAGGGCUGAGGCUUGUUCCAAAGGGUGAGGAUGUGAUGAAAUGGGCAGUUUCAACUGAAGAGUUGACGAGCCUCUUUGUAUUCGAUUGA